This is a messenger RNA of Mycetomoellerius zeteki, 3861 nucleotides long. It is a transcript of the gene mus101, whose product is annotated as mutagen-sensitive 101. The record is from RefSeq and is a predicted model, not a curated record. Gene Ontology annotation, biological process: mitotic DNA replication checkpoint signaling; DNA replication initiation; mitotic G2 DNA damage checkpoint signaling. NCBI's taxonomy places the organism in Eukaryota, Metazoa, Arthropoda, Insecta, Hymenoptera, Formicidae. The coding region runs from base 72 to 3848 and encodes 1258 amino acids. The transcript has 25 exons.
CACAUGGACGACGAGUGACGACUCAGGCCAUACGAUUUCAGUUGAUUUCAGUGAUUUCAGUUUGAAGCAGGAUGACGACCCAGGAAAGCACAAUUGAGUGCGACGUAAAUAUUUACUUCAUCGUACCGAGUCACCUGGAAUCCGAAGAUGAUUGCAGCGAGAAAACGUGGCAGGCAUUUAACAAAUGCAAUGAGCUUAGUUUGCGUCCAGAAUGGGUUAGUGAACAGUUUUGCUAUAAUAUGAAACCACAGAAAAACGAUGUAUUUGUUAUAGAGGAAUUUAAAGGAGAAGUGUUUGAAAAACUGAAGAACUUUAAAUGCUCUAGAAUAGUAUCACCGAAAUGUCUGCUAAUUUGUUUUCUAAAUGGAGAAUCAAUACCAGAAGGAAGGAGCCCAAUUUAUACAACAUCCAUGAGAAAAAUGUGCAUUUGUACAUCAGGCUUUAAUACAGAAACUAAGGACUGGAUACAACAACGAGUUGAAUAUAUGGGAGGCUUCUUCACAAAGCAAUUAAGAGGUUCUGUCACACAUUUAAUAGCGGAUUCUGUAAUGUCUGCAAAGUAUGAGAGAGCUAUAGAAAUGGAAAUACCAAUUAUGACGAAAGAAUGGAUAGAAGCUGUGUGGAAAGCAAAUUUGAAGGAGAUUAUUAAGGCUGAUGAUAAGAUUUUUGAUAAAUACAAAUGUCCAGUUUUUAUGAAUCUAAUAGUUACUUCGACAAAUAUUCAAAGACGUCAAAAGGAAGAAAUUAAACGUUUGAUUCAUCAACAUGGAGGAAUAUUCAUGGGUCCUCUUGAUGGAACGAAGGUUCGUGUGGUUCUAGCUACCAAAAAUGGUCCAUUGAGUGAUAAACUAAAGUAUGCAAUGGAAAAUGACAUAGCUUGUUUGACACUUGAUUGGGUAUACGAAAGUAUUAAAAUAGGAUACGCUCUACCUUUCCAUAACUUUAUUAUCCAAUCUGUAAAAGCAUGUUCAACACCGGAAAAAUCAAACACUCAAGAAUUGCUCAACUGUUCUAACAUUAGCUCUAUAACACACGAUAGACGUCACACUAAUUAUAUAAGUGAGAGUUUUUGUUCAACGAUAUCAAAUUAUUCCAAUAUAGAUGCAAUAACUAGUAAACUCUCAACUACCUCUAAGUUAAACGUAUUAGAUCGACUCACUUUCGGCGAAGCAAAAUCAGCUGGACCGUUUCUGGACGGAUGUAAUAUUUAUCUUGCUGGAUUUGUAACAAGUGUCAGAGAUAGAUUGAACAAAAUAUUAAAUGUUGGCGGUGCAACACGAUUCGAUGAUAUAUCGGGUGCUGUGACGCACGUGAUUGUUGGAGACGAGAGUAAAGCAUUCGCAGAACUAAAAGCGAUAAAAUCGGAAGGUUUAUGUCCUUACAUAUUGAAUGUAGAAUGGCUGGAGGAGAGUAUGAAAUUAAAACGGCCUGCAUCAGAAGAACUCUUUUUGUUUGAAGCAAAAGAUGCAGUACCUAAGAAAAACAUUGAGACACCUGCUUCACCGCUCAGUAAAAAGAAUUUACAAAUGUUGCAACAAUCGAAAAGAUCUCUGCCGCCUUUGAAUUUAGAGAAAGUAAUUCCACCCGUGAAUGAAGAUGAGCAACCUGAUCUCGUACAGCAGUAUCUACAAGAGAAUAACGAUCGUAGCAGUGUCAGACAUGAAUUUAUCAAACCACUUACGCCUGUUUCGAAAGACAAAGACCGAGGGAAUUCGAGUAAAGCGAAAAAUGCGCACACCAGUGUGUUGGAUACAACAAAAAAUGUAGAAAAUGAUAACACUAUGCUACUGAGCCAAAGCUACACGGUGAAUGAAAAGUUGUUCAAAGGUUUAACGUUCGUCGUGGCUGGUUUUGAUAGCGAGGACAAUCAUAUAGAGGAGACAAUCGUAAUGUUGGGUGGACGCCUAGCCUCGAGAACCUAUAGCGGUAUCCCGGAUUAUGGUAUUGUGCCUGUGGACGGAUCACUAUUAAAAUAUACAGUUAAUGAAAUUGUGAACGAUUUAUUUAUCGAAGAUUGCAUAAAUCAGGAGGAAGUUGUGGACAUUAUGUAUUAUCACAGGCCAUUAUCUAUUAGAAAACCUUGUAAUCCAUUAUCAGGAUGCGUCAUAACGAUGAGCAUGUAUACUGGGUCUGAACGAAUGUACCUUUCGACACUAGCUAUGAAACUUGGCGCUAUAUGUCAAGAUAUGUUUGCGCGAAAAGCCAAUGUAGAGAAAAAUACACAUGGCAGUACGCAUCUGGUUUGUCCGUCCCCGGAAGGAAACAAAUACAAUGCGGCUGUGAGAUGGAAAUUGCCGGCUGUCACAGCCGACUGGUUAAAAACCUGCGUCGAUGAAUUAACGCUCGUAGAUGAAACUCCGUUUCUCGUCGGAGAAACAAUAGCACCAGUUAGAACGACUAGCGAAAAUCUCUUAAUUGCUGGCGAAAAUAGACCAAGUCCAGCAGAAGAAAUUACAUCAAGAAUGAUUACACCGAAACGUCAUUUAUCUCAGGUCAAGGACGCACUCUCCGUCGAAACUCCAUUAAUAAAUAAAAGACUCAGUCUCGUAAUGAACCAGACACCGCCGUCACCAUUUCACGUGUCCACUCCGGAGAGUCCAUAUGGACAGGUCUUUAAACCUAAUCCUUCUCCUGAUACUCGAAAAGGAUGGAUUAAAUGGACAGAAAAUUUUCCUGAUUUACAAGUAGAAGAACCGCCGCUAAAACGACGCCCACUUAGCACUGAACAUGAAUCAGAUCAAUCAAUGAGACACGAUGAUGAUAAUAAUUCUUUUUCGGAAGGAGCUGAAGAGGAGUCUAACAAAACUACUCCAACUCUUGUCCCAUCCAUCAAUCGAAAACUCGACUUCGACGAAAAAAGUAGCCCAAUAUCAAAAGAAAUAAACAUGCAAAUAGCGCAAUUGGAUCAAGUGCUUCAACGAACGUCCAGUACUCCUGAAAAUAGAUACUCGCUAUCCGGAGAAAAUGCGAAGAAGUACAAUGAAACUUCCGAUCAUAUACAAAAAUGUAUAGUAAAGGAUUCGCAAGCUAUCGACGCCAUUGUAUGGGAGGAUCCGGAUCAUCCAAAACGAUCAAUCUUGGAUAAACGGUCAAGUAACGAUAAUAGCAAUGUGAUUCACGAAGAACAUAUCGAUGAAGACGCCAUAGAAUGUGAACCAUCGACAACACGAAAAUUUAUGCUGUCGGGUAUAAAGGAUAAAAUUGCGUACGAACAAGUGAUAAAAGAUUUGGGUGGAGAUGUGUCUACAGACGCAAAUUUUGAUAGCAGUGCCACACAUCUUCUAUGCAUCAGACUCUCCAGAAACGAAAAAAUGCUUAGUAGCAUAGCUUCUGGAAAGUGGAUCCUGCAUUGCUCGUAUCUACAGGAUUCCAAACGAGAAGGCAGAUUCCUCGACGAGGAAGAAUACGAAUGGGGCAAUCCAAAGAAUAAAAACAAGAUUCCAGAACCAAAUAGCGAGCUCGAGAAUGCAAUCGGGGCUGCGGUUUACAAAUGGCGAUUGAAAUUGCAGAAAGAGUUGUAUGGCCCAUUUUCCAACAUGGUAGCUCUGCUGAUGGUCUCAGAAGAGAAAUAUGAUCAAUUUAAGAGACUGAUCGAAGCUGGCGGCGGUUUAGUCAUGCAAGCAAAACCGCCUUACGAUGCCAGUCCGUCUGGUCGCAGAAUCACACAUUGUUUCGUUAAUGUGAAACAGGUAAACCAGCCUGUAGACUGGGCUAUGCUGGCUAGCAAAGGCAUCCUCUGUUUUUUGCCGCAAUAUCUCAGCGAUUAUUUAACCGCAGUGACGCCGCUCAAUCCGCGAGAGUGUGUACUUCCAGAAUUCAAGAAAUAUCUGGCGCUACUGCCCAAGUAGGAAGACUGAGGAU